This is a messenger RNA of Diaporthe batatas, 3791 nucleotides long. RefSeq lists its product as uncharacterized. The transcript is spliced from 5 exons. Gene Ontology annotation, cellular component: nucleus; cytosol. The record is from RefSeq and is a predicted model, not a curated record. Bases 619 to 3195 code for a protein of 858 amino acids. Gene Ontology annotation, biological process: protein deubiquitination. Gene Ontology annotation, molecular function: cysteine-type deubiquitinase activity; cysteine-type endopeptidase activity. NCBI's taxonomy places the organism in Eukaryota, Fungi, Ascomycota, Sordariomycetes, Diaporthales, Diaporthaceae.
CAACAAUCUGCCGACCGACGUUCUAUUUUCGCGCACUUUGCAAGUACCCUUCAAAGUUUAUUCCUCGCUCCUACCUACCAGCCUACCCACCUCCCGCAGGGACUGGGUUUCACCUGCCCCGGGCACCUGCAACAGUUCGACUCUUGGCCCUGCUCCAGACGCAUUGUCCCAGAGUCCCAGAACCCACUCAGCCAACCCCCAAUCCCCCCCGCCAUCCACCCUGAGGGGCAAGGAUCAAGUCCUAUUCCACUAUACUUUGGUACAUCCCGCCUCUGUGCUCCGCCUAGGUAAUCUCAAUAAUUCAACCUCCACAGCUGAGGCUGGCCACUCUGUCGCCGCCGCUUCGCUCGACCUCCUCCUUCAACAACCAACGCCACGGCCCACGGUGCCUCGAUUCCUCGUCUGCUUCUCCGCUGCCGCCUUGCUGCUCGGCACUCAGCUCACCCACGACCCUGCCCACUGCCUCCUUUCCGCGAAGACAUGUGCCAGUUGCUCAUCGCUAGAUAGCCUCGAGCCAUUGGGCUUCUGGUCAACCCCUCCUCGUCCUCCGCCCAAAUCGACCCUGCGCUGCAACCAGACCCUGCGACCCCAACAGCCCCCGAGUACACGUCGGACAAGAUGAAGGCCAGCAUACCAAAAAGGCUACUCACCCUCCGGGACAAGAAUGGCAACCAUCGCCACAACAAGUCUUCCGACGGCCACAAGUCCCGUCCCCUAUCCACAGAUGCACUCUUAUCUAUGUUCAAGGGCGGCUCAGCCUCACAGAAUGGAAAUGACGAUGAGCACAAGGAGAAAGACAAGGAGAAAGAAGCCGCGAAGAUCGAUGAACUUUCGAAGCGAGUCGAGGCCCUCGAUGACCUGCACGACAUCUCCCAGGACUACCUCCGCUUCAUACUCAGGAGUAAUUAUGCGGCCGGCAACGUCGAAAAGGCUAUGGAAUUGCUGGUCCUCCAUCAGAAGUCCAUCUCUGGCACCAUACUCUCUUACAACCCCAACGUGCAAAUGCUCGGUGCUGAGAACCGCGGCAACGUCACCUGCUACCUGGACGCGCUGCUCUUUGCCAUGUUUGCAAAGCUGGAAGCCUUCGAGUGCAUGCUCAAGAACGACCCUGAAAACGAACCACAGCGCGACCUGGCAGCUUUGAUCCGCCUGUGGGUAAACAUGUUGAGGAGUGGGAAGCUCAUACACACAGACAUGACUCAAUUAAUACAGAACGCGCUGGCUGCCUGUGGUUGGAAAGAUGCAAUGUUGCUGGAACAACAAGACACAUCCGAGGCUUUCGCAUUCAUUACAGAGACCCUGCAGCUGCCCCUCCUGCCACUGCAGGUGGACCUCUUUCACCAGGGCAAAAGAGACGAUGACGACCACAAGGUCGUCUAUGAGCGCCUGUUGAAUCUGGCUGUCCCCGCUGACCCAGAAGGAAAAGGCGUCAAGCUGGAGGACUGCCUCGAAGAGUACUUUAACACCAAGGUCGAUGUCUCGCGCGACGGCAUUGAAGAGAAAGCGGGGCAAGACAGGCCUGCUCUCACACCGAAGAGCACAAUAAGGAUUGUGACAGAGGUCCCGGAGCCCGACGAGACUGGCCAUGAUGCUGGUGCUGGGAGCACCAGUGCUGGGCCCAGGCUUGGUGCCAGUGAUGGUGCUGGGGAUGCUGAGGCGGAUGCUGAGGCAGAUGCUGAAAAGGAAUCAUCAGAUAAAGUCGACAUGACGCCCUUACAGCGACGGUGGACUAGCGUCGACUCGCCGCCAUCGAAAGCCUCUGCCUCCAACCCAGACGUAACACGCCCGUCUGCUCGCACCAGAUCGACCAGCAUAAUCCAGCGGAUUGUCCUGGACGAUGAGGGCAAGCCAACGGACUCAGAGGCUGCGAGUCUGCUACAGAAGGCAAAGCGAAAAGGCGCCACGGUCGUAAAGGCAGUCACGAUCCCAGCGUGGCAGUUUUUCCGACUGAUACCUUGGCACGCCGUCGAGAACGCCGAACCCAGGACCAACACCGAUAUCAUGAUGCAUUUCAAUCAACGCCCGGUGGUGGGCAUAUGUCUGAAGAGAUAUAUGUACACCGAGGACGGGCUGGCCAAGAGGCAGAAUACCUUCAUCGACAUCCCCGACAGUCUGAGGCUCCCUCAUUUCAUGAUGGUCGACGAGGCCAAAGUGGAGGAAGACAGCCUCCUGAGCCAGGACUACAAAUUGGAACUCCAGUCCAUCGUGUGCCACCGAGGCGACUCGGUCCAUAGCGGGCACUACAUCUCGUUUGCGAGGGUCAACCCCAAGCUCCUGACGGACAACCGCCGCCAUGACAACGACCCUCCGCCGGACUACGAAGAUGCCCAGUGGGUCAAGUUCGAUGACCUGGCGCUCGAAAACAGGGUGACCUAUGUCGACGAUAUCAAGGAAUCUCUGAAGCAGGAGAUGCCUUAUCUCUUAUUUUACCAAAUAGUGCCCAUGUGCGACGUAACAGCCGCCUCUACUGCAGGAUCCGAGACCGAACCGCCAUCAUACAAUGAUUCUGCCCUAAACGUCACAACGAAUGGAAUGACGACACCUGGCCUUGAUGUCGACAAAGCCGGGCUUUCAAGACCAGCUAGCGGCUACUUUGACUCCCCACUUCUGAGCUCAACGGGCCCCAGCAUUCGAUUUUCUUCAGAACUAGACCGGCCUCCACGGAUAAGUCUCAGCGUUGAGGAUGAUGGCCAGCAAUCUUCUGGUCUGCUCAGCCCCAAUGCCUCCCGGCGUGGCAGCGUGGCCUUCUCAGAACCGAUCGGCCACGCUCAAGCUAGCACACCAGAAAUGGGACCCUCCCCAGCCGUCACGCCAAAUGAAGAAACCACUGCGCAGAGAUUAUCGAGAGCCGCCGCCAAAUUCACCAAGAGCAGGAGCAGACCAACCAGCCAGGCUGGUGAGAAUCGCAUCAGCAUAAGCAUGUCUCGCCUCACGUUCAAUAAGAAGAGCAAGGAUACGCUGCGUGAAGCGGCAGACAGGCUCGAAGACGGUGAAGAGACACCAAUUGCCAUCACCGCACCCGAGCGCCUUUCGACCGACGGCGGCGAGUUCGGCAAGAAAGAAAAAGAUCAUCAUUCCUCUCAUCAUCACCACAAGAAGGCGGGAACAAAAACAAAGACUCGGGGAAGUGACAAGGACGCGGAGAAGUCCAAGGGCAAGGGCCAAGUCCCCGAUCGGGAAUGCAUAGUCAUGUAAUUGGAAAAACAGAAAAAAGCGAGCUCGCCAGGCGUUCAAGGAAGGGGUCGGGAUUGUGUUUUUCAGAUUUUGCUUCGGGAAGCAGCUACAUUUACCAACAGGGAGUCGCGCUUUUGGCAUGCGACAGACACAUCAUUGACGGGGGGUACGUCUCUCGAAGGAAGUAUCACGUGAGAGGCACAGCAUUGCAUUUUGAUACCAGGAGAGCUAUAGUGACCUAUCAACACCACGGGUGGGAAGGGAAAAGGGCAGAAAGCUGGCUGGCUGGGCGGCGGAAGGAGGGUACUUGCUUGGGAAAAGGCGGUUUCUGUUCCGGGACGGGAUUGGGGUUAGGCUUUUGCAUACGUGACCGCAAGACGGCUUUGGGCUCACCAUACAAAAGAGGGUCUUUUUUCUGGCAACGACGGGUUUGGACAGCUCUGCAUAUCGCUCAGAUGGCUGUUGUUCCGUCCUGGGCCGAAAUGUCCCCGGGCAGCCCCUUGGCGCACAUAGACAGACGGCCGGCCAAUCAGACGAACAUUUAACAUUUAUACGGUGAUGAGCGCAUCAUCUCGAUUUGUUCGGCGUGACUACAGUACACGCGGAUAGCAGAUGGU